Humulus lupulus (European hop) is the source of this 1263-nucleotide messenger RNA. Its product is annotated as rac-like GTP-binding protein ARAC7. Gene Ontology annotation, biological process: regulation of cell shape; actin filament organization; small GTPase-mediated signal transduction. Gene Ontology annotation, molecular function: protein kinase binding; GTPase activity; GTP binding. The record is from RefSeq and is a predicted model, not a curated record. The transcript is spliced from 8 exons. Gene Ontology annotation, cellular component: cell cortex; plasma membrane; cytoplasmic vesicle. NCBI's taxonomy places the organism in Eukaryota, Viridiplantae, Streptophyta, Magnoliopsida, Rosales, Cannabaceae. Bases 380 to 1012 code for a protein of 210 amino acids.
GACUACAGAAACAAACAACUACUUCUACUACACACACACUCUCUCUCUCUCUUACUCUCUAAUUCUCUCUCCAUGUUAUGUUAAAUAAUAAAUCUUUUUUCUUGAAACCAGAAGAGGGUAUUUCUUUAUUAGCUUAACUUCUUGACCUUGGCUUGUAUAUUAUCUGUGCUCCAUCUUCCAUAGUUUCUUUCUUCUUACAUACACGUCCGCACUCCUUUUCUUUUUCUUUUUCCAUUUCUCCCUCUUCCUUCUUCUGUUUAACUUUUUCUUUCUUUUAAGCCCAACUUUUGAAGAUUCAAAUACAUACAUAUAUGUAUAUGUGUUGAUAGUGUACUUGAAGAGUUACUGUUUAAGCAAGUUGUUUGGGUUAGCGGCAGAGAUGAUGAGUGCUUCGAAGUUUAUCAAAUGUGUCACGGUUGGAGAUGGAGCUGUUGGCAAGACCUGUAUGCUCAUUUGUUACACCAGCAACAAGUUUCCCACUGAUUAUAUACCCACCGUAUUCGACAAUUUUAGUGCCAAUGUAGCUGUGGAUGGGAGCAUUGUCAACUUGGGACUAUGGGACACUGCAGGUCAAGAAGACUAUAGCAGGUUGAGGCCACUGAGCUACAGAGGUGCAGAUGUAUUUGUACUGGCUUUCUCAUUGAUUAGCAGAGCAAGCUAUGAGAAUGUACUUAAAAAGUGGAUGCCUGAACUUCGACGAUUUGCACCAAAUGUUCCAAUUGUUCUUGUUGGAACAAAACUAGAUCUUCGUGAUGACAGGGGUUAUCUAGCUGAUCAUAUGGGAUCUAACGCCAUAACAUCUGCUCAGGGAGAGGAGCUGAGGAAGCAAAUUGGUGCUGCAGCUUAUAUUGAGUGCAGUUCUAAGACUCAACAGAAUGUCAAAGCUGUUUUUGAUACUGCUAUUAAGGUUGUUCUUCAACCUCAAAGAAGGAAGGAGAUGGUUCGGAAGAAAAGGCAUCGACGGUCUAGUUGCUCGAUUGCGAGCCUAGUAUGUGGAGGCUGCGAGGCUUAGGACAGAUUAAAGCCAGAUUAGAUGACUUUCACUCACUUUUGGAAUGGAAUAUUGGUUUGUAGUUUUUGGGGGGUGUUGAACAAGGAAGGGCUGAUUAUUACUGAUAGCUAAUGAUGUUCUUUUGAGUGUAUUAUAAUAGUUUAGACACAGUUUACACCAGAAGGUAAUGAAGGGAAUUGUUCAUUCUCUUAUCGAAUAUACUGUCACUGGGUAAAUCAUGUCUCAACAUAUAUGUUUUCAUUCUCUCCUCU